UCCCACUUAUCACGUUUCUGCCUCUUCUCCUUAUUUCCAAUUAUUUUAUAAUAUUUAUUUAUUUACUAUACAACAUAUAACCCUUUCUUUCCUUUUCCUUGCUCCAAAAUCUCUCAUCCAUCCAUAAUAUUUCAUUCCACAUUCACAUUUAUUAACUAAGAAUGGCCACAGCAGAAUACACGCUUGAUUCAGUUAGAAAGGCUUUGGUUAGACAAGAAGAUACAAUUGUUUUUGCUCUCAUUGAAAGAGCCAAGUUCCCUUUCAAUUCUCUUACAUAUGAUCAUAAUUACCUUCAAAUCCCUGGUUUUUGUGGCUCAUUGGUUGAUUUUGUUGUCAAUAACACUGAGGGUGUUCAAGCUAAGGCUGGAAGAUACAAAAAUCCAGAAGAGAAUCCCUUCUUCCCAGAAAAUUUACUAUCAUCACUUGUGCCAUCUUACCCCUUCACACAGAUUUUGCAUCCUGGAGCUGCUUCAAUUAACAUAAACAAGUCCAUAUGGAAAAUAUACUUUCAUGACUUGCUUCCCUUGUUGGUUGCUUCGGGCGAUGAUGGCAACUAUGCGCAAACUGCAGCUAGUGAUCUCUCAUUGUUGCAGGCCAUCUCUAAAAGAGUUCAUUAUGGAAAGUUUGUAGCUGAAGUGAAAUUCAGGGAAUCUCCUCAAGACUACGAGCCUUUAAUUCGCGCUAAGGACACAGAAGGGUUGAUGAAAUUGUUGACAUUUAAGAGCGUUGAAGAGAUGGUGAAGAAGAGAGUUGAAAAGAAGGCAGUGGUAUUUGGGCAGGAAAUAAGCCUUAACAGCAAUGAUGACAAGAAGGGUAAAAGCAAGUUUGAUCCAUCAGUGGCUUCUCAAUUGUAUGAGAAAUGGGUAAUACCUCUUACUAAGGAGGUUCAGGUUGAGUACCUAUUGCGCCGUCUCGAUUGAAGACAAUAUUUCACUGUAAUUAGAAGGAAGGAAGAAACAUAUGAUAUCAUUGUUCAAAAGCAUUAUGUUGUCCUUAAUUGCCAAUUUAUUGUAACCCAUGAUGAUGACUUAGAAAAUAAUAUUUGCAGCUUUGAUAAAAUGAACGAGAGAGGGAGAAUUUUAAUAGACAGGGAGGAAUGUAAUGAGAUAUCUUAUUUGGUUUUAGAAGAAGGGAGAGAAAAAAUUUCAAUGGAGGGAAAUGCUAACUAAAAUUUCAAUCAUUUGAAAUUUUAGUCAAAUAAACAAUGUGUGUAUGACCUUAUCACAUGGGCUCAUAUUUCCUAUAAUCAAGGAUUGACCUAUUUGACACAAUUAUGCGAAUAGAA
Molecule: messenger RNA, 1285 nt
Organism: Cicer arietinum (chickpea)
Lineage: Eukaryota; Viridiplantae; Streptophyta; Magnoliopsida; Fabales; Fabaceae
Product: chorismate mutase 2
Biological process (GO): chorismate metabolic process; aromatic amino acid biosynthetic process
Cellular component (GO): cytoplasm
Molecular function (GO): chorismate mutase activity
Source: RefSeq, a predicted model, not a curated record